This is a messenger RNA of Hibiscus syriacus, 881 nucleotides long. RefSeq names its product dehydrin DHN1-like. Gene Ontology annotation, cellular component: membrane. The coding region runs from base 109 to 738 and encodes 209 amino acids. The record is from RefSeq and is a predicted model, not a curated record. Gene Ontology annotation, biological process: response to water. NCBI's taxonomy places the organism in Eukaryota, Viridiplantae, Streptophyta, Magnoliopsida, Malvales, Malvaceae. The transcript has 2 exons.
UCUCCGAACCCAUCAAUGCGUAGCCAACUUUGUAUUCCAUUUCAUCAAAUACAUUAGCAAGCUUUGAUCAUAUUUCCUUUGGUUUAGUAAUUUCUGGUUGAUCAGAAAAUGGCGGAGGAGCAUACCCACAAGGAGGCCGAGUUCGGUGGCGAGCAGGGAGCAGUGGAGAGCAAGGACCGAGGAGUGUUUGACUUCUUGGGGAAGAAAGAAGAGGAGAACCCCAAACCUAAGCAGGAGGCUUUGGCCAGUGAGUUCGAGAAAGUUAAGAUAGAAGAAUCGCAGGCGGAGGAGGAACGUAAAGAAGGAGAGAAGAAGCCCACUCUCCUCGACAAGCUUCACCGAUCCGGUAGCAGCUCCAGCUCUUCUAGCGACGAGGAAGAAGGUGAAGGCGGAGAAAAGAAGGACAAGAAAAGAUUGAAGGAGAAAACCGGAGGAGAAAAGAAAGAUGAAACUGCAGUUCCAGUGGAAAAGUCGGACGAGCAGCCAGAGACACCGGAGAAGAAGGGUUUCAUUGAUAAGAUCAAAGAGAAACUCCCCGGACAACAUAAGAAAGAUGAAGAGGAUGCAACACCAUCACCACCGCCGACGCCUGCUACUGUACCAGCUGAUAAAGUUGCGGUUGAGUACCAUGAAGAAGAGUCGAAUGAGAAGAAGGGACUUUUGGCGAAAAUCAAGGAGAAGAUUCCUGGUUACCACACCGAAACUGAGGAGGAGAAAGAGACCACUGCUUCACAUUGAACAAUCGAUACUCGUAUAUCUGAAGUAAAAUUGCCUAUGGGAUUGUGUGUUUCUUAAUUUGUUUUGUUUCGUUUUUUUUAUUGCAUAUUUCAUAUAAGCUUGUCUUUUUUCCUGCUUCAAAGUAAAACAUUACAGUACUGUUA